GAGCUGAGCAUGUUCAGUAGGCAUUGGGAGGGCCUCUUCUCCUCUUCCACCUCAGUGAGAAUCGCCUUUUGCUGAGCAGCCCCCGAGGUAGGCCGGAGGGCGAGGGGAAGAAUAAAGCCCACACGCACACACACAAAAAAAUGUCAAGGAGAAAGGGGGAGACGUUUGUUUGGCAGCCUCGGAUCCUGCCCGUUUAACAGCUGCCUUACAGACAGAAGUUCAACAGGUGAAGAUCGGAUGCAAACGAUAAAAACAGAGCUGUUGGGCUUCAGCCCGUCACAGAGCUGCUAAAACACUUGCUUGCUAGGCAGUUGUAUCUUCUGAUUUAUGUCUCCCCCCCCGCCCCCCAAAUACUUGCAGCCUGCCAUAUUUGGGUCGGUGGGGUGGGGGUGGGUUUUCCAAGCUGGAAGGUGCAAUGAUGCAGCUGCGCAAAGUCUCACCUGUUGAAUGCCUGACUGCCAUGUGACGGUUUAAAGCGUAGAAGCGUAGCCUCGGGAGGCACCAGUGAAGGAGGGCCCCUUGGCAAUGCAGGUGCCGACUGCUGGGGCCAUGGGGCUCCGAGAGCGGGUGCGAGAGGCCCUCAAGGCAGACCUCUUGGCUGCAGACCUGAAGUGCAGCUUCUUCGUCUCUGCCCUGCAGAGCUACAAGCGGGAUUCUGUUCUUCGGCCCUUCCCAGGAUUAUAUACCACGGACGAGACCAAGGAUUUUGAGGCUUUGCUUGCAGAUACAAAUGCCUUGGUGGGCUUGAAAGAGCUGCUUGAGUUGGCCCAAGACACAGGCACAAGAGGCUGGGAGUUGCUGGGCUGGGUUUUGUCUUCCAAGGCCCUGUGCAUACACAGUACAAGCAAAAAGGAGUAUAAGAAGAUCCAGGAGCUGACAGGAGUGCCCUGCGUCCCCGUCCCUGCACCAGACUUCCUGUUUGAAAUCACUUAUUCCAGUCAAAUGAAUGCCAAAUUUGAAGAGACCAAGGCAGGGCGAGACCUCAUCUAUGCAUUCCACGGGAGCCGGCUGGAGAACUUCCACUCCAUCGUGCACAAUGGGUUACAGUGCCAUUUAAACCGGACCUCCUUGUUUGGGGAAGGCACCUACCUCACCAGUGACCUGAGCCUCGCUCUCCUCUAUAGCCCCCAUGGCCUCGGCUGGCAGCAGAGCCUGAUGGGACCGAUCCUCAGCUGUGUUGCCGUGUGUGAGAUCAUCGAUCACCCAGAUGUAAAAUGCCAGGUGAAAAAGAAAGAUUCUAAAGAAAUAGACAAGAAAAGAGCCAGAGUGAGGAACAGCGAAGGGGGCGACGUUCCCCAGAAAUACUUUGUCGUCACGAACAACCAGCUGAUACGGGUGAAGUACUUGCUUGUCUAUUCACAGAAGCAGCACCGGAGGCCUGCUAGCCAGUCGUGGGUCUCUAAGCAUCGCUUCGCUAUCAUGAUGAGCCUGUAUCUGCUGCUGCUGGUUGCCAUCGGGGCUAGCAACUCCCCAGCUUUCCUCUACUAUUGGAACAGGAUUUUUGACUUAAAACAAUGAACUUGUGGGGAUGGGACAGGGCUGCCGACCCUCACCAUAUGCCUUAAUAUUGAGCGAUCUAAAGCCUUCAUGAAACCUUCCACUCUGAAGCCGGGGGGGCUCUGGGGGCUGGGGUAGGAUGUUUCAGCUGCCUUAACUUUCCCGGCACAGCUAUUUCAUAUCUCUCUGGUUUUGCCUUGCUUCUCUGAACACGAGUCAGGUAGGUGCACCCUCCUUAGUUUAAAGAUGGAGCAGGACGAUGCAGGUGAUUGGAAGGGCAGAAAUCCUGCAGAACAGGGACUGGCAAGGCUUAAGGGUGGGGUCCCAUGUCUGCAAUCACUAGCAAGAGCUUCAAUGCCCUGUGCAAGUAAGGGUGAUGUUCUUCAUCUCGAAUCUCCCCCUUGCACUCCUUUCUGAUUUGGGCAUUGGAAAUAUAUUUCCUGAAUUCCCCCCCCCCCCAAAAAAACCCACACCAUUUGAAUGAUGGAAGAACUGGGUCAGAGUCAGACCAGAUGCCCUUUUUCCCAGCAGCCCUUCUUACAGUGGCCACCUGUAUGCCCCAGUGAAAAGUCCAGAAGCAGGAUCCAGGUGCAACAGCACUUUCCUGCCCGACUUGUGAUUGCCAGAAAUUGAUGCUCAGAGGCAAUCCCUAGCUAGACGGACACAUAGUCUGACUCACCUAAGGCGCCUUCCUGUGUCCUGAUUUGGCCCAAGAACAUAAGGGCCCCGUCAGAGGAGGUCCAUCUGUCUGUUCUUGCAGUGUUCAACCAGAUACCCCUGAGAAGCAUGCAAGUAGGAAUGAGCGCAACUCUGAGUGUGAGAAGGAAGACGAGACCCUGUGUCCCUUUAAACCUGAUUUCCACUCCAGCAUUUGCCUGCUAAGUACCCAAGUCAGAAACAUGUUCCCAAUCUGAGAGCAAAGGCAUGCAGUCGGCAUCCUGUUGCUUCUCAACUGCUGGGCUGCCCCUUCCUUUGUGCUUUUCCCUGUGGACAGCCUGCUGCCGCCCUCCUUUCAGCUGGUUGGGGCUUAUCUUGCGGGAACACCUUCCUCACAGGGGGAGAAGCAUCUCUCUCCAGAAAGUCCCCUUUUCUCCAAAGCGAGGCGGCAGUGUGUGGAGCAGCGCCCACCCUGAAGCAUAGAGGCACAAGUGGCUAUCGGAGCAACAAUCUGAUCACCUGACUCAGGGGGACGGGACCCUGGGGUCCUCCAGAUGUUGUGGGGCUCCAGCUCCUAUCAUCCCUGACCAUUGGCCCUGCUGGGGGGCUGCUGAGAGUCCAAGGGCUCCUGUAGGAGCACUGGGUCUCCAUCUGGCUGUAGGAAAAACCACACACCGGUUGUGCACUGGAAGAGAUUUUGCAAAUGGCAAGAUCAUCUCUGCUGCAGCUCAGGAUGGUGGAAAAAAUAAGUAAAUGGACUUUGCAAAACAGACAGACCUUCUGGGUGAAUUUUGCAUUUGCCUUCCUGGUUUUAUUCUGUGUAGCAGCCGCUUUACAAACCACACACCAAGGGCAGUUGAUUCGAGUCCCCUCUUCUCCACAGGCCUUUGAUGGGCAAAUCACUUGUCAACACCAGCCCUCCAUUGAUAAAAUGGGAAUUGUGGCGGCCUACCUCGUAAGCUUGUUUUAAAGGCAAUUGCAAUAAAGACUCUCAUGCACUUUGAACAUU
This is a messenger RNA of Zootoca vivipara (common lizard), 3163 nucleotides long. RefSeq names its product poly(ADP-ribose) polymerase family member 16 (gene PARP16). The record is from RefSeq and is a predicted model, not a curated record. Gene Ontology annotation, molecular function: NAD+ poly-ADP-ribosyltransferase activity. NCBI's taxonomy places the organism in Eukaryota, Metazoa, Chordata, Lepidosauria, Squamata, Lacertidae.